Messenger RNA from Neoarthrinium moseri, 2028 nucleotides. RefSeq lists its product as uncharacterized. The record is from RefSeq and is a predicted model, not a curated record. Gene Ontology annotation, molecular function: zinc ion binding; DNA binding; DNA-binding transcription factor activity, RNA polymerase II-specific. The transcript has 5 exons. Lineage: Eukaryota; Fungi; Ascomycota; Sordariomycetes; Amphisphaeriales; Apiosporaceae. Gene Ontology annotation, biological process: regulation of DNA-templated transcription; DNA-templated transcription. Bases 1 to 2028 code for a protein of 675 amino acids.
AUGUCGCACUCUCUCCGCCCGUUGCUCCCGGCUACAAAUAACAGUGGAUCUCGCGACACCGCAGACUCACCCCCAGCCGGCAGUCGUCCAGCCAAACGGGCCCCUACCAAGGCUGCCUGCGAAGCCUGUCGGAGGAGGAAAUCAAAGUGUAGCGCCGAGCGACCACGAUGCACAAUCUGCGUCGAGAGAAACACCAUAUGCGAAUACAGUACCCUCCCAGCAGAGACUCAUUUGACAGCGCAGAAACGCCGCUUCAAUGAUCUCCAAUCCAAGUGUGAAUCUUAUGAAAGUCUGGUUGACCUCUUCCGGACGAGACAGGAGGAUGAAGCAUUAGGGGUAUUCCAACGCAUCCGUGCUGGCGUCGAUGUCGAGGCCAUAGUGAGGAACAUUCAAGACGGCGACCUACUUCUUCAACUAUCACUCCGUCCAGAAUGCCGAUCCCGAUACGAGUUCCCAUACAAACGAAGAUUACCUGCUUAUCUGAUCGAUAACUCCAACAGCUCGUUGCGCAAUCCAUAUCUGGAGUCGACGUUAUAUGUAAAAACGAGUGUCCUUCCUUCGCAUGCCGAAGUACCAAUGGAAGUCGGUCCCCAGAUUGAAGGCGAUGAUGGGCAUUGGGUUUAUACAACACCCUACCAUGCCGCGGAGUUGCUGGAACCAAGGCUGAGCUCGAUCGAUGUCACUAGGUGGACUGCUGUACCGGCCAGCAACUCGGUGCUGCGUACCCUUCUUGAAAUUUAUUUCAUUUUUGAAUAUCCAUCCAACACAUAUUUCCAUAAGGACCUGUUCCUGGACGACAUGGCGGAUGGCAACCAGAGAUUCUGCUCACCCCUGCUGGUAAAUGCCAUCCUAGCAGCAGCAUGGCAUGGCUAUUACGCAAACAAGACACGUGCAGAUUUCUGGCGUCCUGAGAGCCUGGGGUACCGCUUUUCUGCUGAAGCACACCGGCUACUCCAUCGCGAGAGGGAUAUGGCAAAGAUCACGACGGCGCAGGCUAUGACUGUCAUGAAGCUGACCCACAACAGCAAUGGUACUGAUGACCUCGGCUGGCCUCUUUUGCACGGAGCUAUAGAAAUGGCUCAGGAACUUGAUCUGUUCAGUCUAUCUCGGGAAUCAGAUGCUGCCUGGCAGAGAGCAGCCGCGAUUACGUCUUGGGGCAUCUUCAACUUACAAACAAGGCACCCGGCACACCACUUGCCUGAUCCGGAUGCUGCUCCCGCUUUCUAUGGAGAGAUCCUGGUCAAGUAUCCCGCUCCUGCCACAGCCAUCAGUAUAAGUCAUGGCCACGUUUUCAGGGCGAUAUCAGAAUACCGUGUUAUUCUAAAUACGGUCUGUCUGGAGAUCCACAGUAAUGAAGCAAAGCGUAUCCCCCUAGAAGCAGCCUUUCGGGUACGGCUCAGCCUGAGAGAUUGGUAUGAGGGCCUUCCAGGCUGUUUAGAACCUGACAAUAUAGCUCUGCCAAGUCACCUGAUGAUACACCCAACCCCAACCCAAGUCAUUGCUCAGGCGAAAGGCUGUCUCGAAACUAUCGUACGCCUGUAUUACUUACGGCACGGCUUCGAGUCUUAUGAUCCAGCUUUGAUCUUGUACGCAGAUCUGUUGGCCUGGAGCUCACUCCGAGAUUACCUCCAGAUGAAGGCCAACGGGUCGGCUCAUGCGGAUGCAAUGUUUUCAACGUUGGUGCUCUGUGCAAAGGCAUUGUGGGACCAAGGCAAGAAUUGCAUCAUGUCGGAGGCCAUUUUCUGGUUCCUGAGGAGUUCCCUUCCCGGAAAGGAGGAGGUACGACUAUUUCGCGAGGUUGCCGAAGUAGACGAGGAAAUCAACGGGAUCAGUCGAUUCAUAUCGGAGAUCCGGUCAUCGUGGCCGGUCGGCAUCUUCAGCAACGUGAAGUCGAACGUAGAGGCUGUCAGGCUUGGGCGCUUUGUCUCGUGGUAUGAGAAGACGAUUGAGGAGCAAUCUCAGCAGCUAUCUACACAGGGUUCGGACCAAGCUGACAGCCCUGACGCCGAUUGGCUUCCAUAUCCAUGA